AUGACCAAAGAGACUGAGACUCUGGGACUGAUCUUUCAGAGUGAGAACUUUAACCGUUACACCAACCACAUAAUGGAGUCCUGGUCCUACAUGGAUAACCCUGUCCCUGAGCUGAACCACUCCAAACCCAGACUGCAACCGGGAGAUGACCUGACAGCCUUAACUAUGCUUUACGAACAGUGCAAGAGCCAGAAAGAGCAGAAGAUCACUGGUUGCAACCGUGGAGGAAACAUUUGCAAAUCAACAGAGAGGAAUCCUACAAACACCAAUGACUAUGUUACAUUGGACGCAUCCGCCAACGUUAUGAAGAUCCUCUCCGAGGGUGUUCCCUCGAGCCAUCCCCAAGAGGUUUUGGGAUCCAAGCAGAACACCUCCCUACCCAUUCCCACAACCUCAGACACCUACGCCACCCUGACCAGCGUCGUGUCUGACACCUACGACAAGCAGGAACUCAACAUUAUCUUCGACUCCUUGCUGCAGAAGUGGCCAGAGAGCGGGGCUUUCCCGGACCACAGCACAGAGACUCUUCCCUACAGCGAUCCCUUCCCCGAGGACCAGUCCAGCCCGGUCUACUCAGGCUCCUACACCGGCUCUCCACAUGAGAGAUUCAGGAGCGACUUCCAGUUUUCUCUUGGUGCUCCACUUGCGUCUACUUACAAGUCCAGCGAGCUGCCCAUGGUGUACCUGAACAAGGGCCAGUUCUACCCCAUCACUCUGCAGGGAGUGGACAGCGCAUGCCUUACUGCCACUAAAGUCAAGACGGUGGUGAUGGCUGUGUUUGAGAAUGACAAAAGCCCAGAGAUGCAACUCCGCUUUUGGAAUCACUGGCAUGCGCGCCAGCCAACCGCCAAGCAGAGGGUCAUUGACAUCGCAGACUACAAAGAAGUGUUCAGCGGCGUCAGCAACGUAGAGGAGGUGGCCUUCAACGCUCUCUCCUUUGUUUGGAACCCCAAUGAAGAGGCAAAGGUUUACAUUGGCAUCAACUCUCUGAGCACAGACUUCUCCUCUCAGAAGGGAGUGAAAGGCCUGCCGCUCAACAUCCAGAUUGACACCUACGACUUCAGCUCAGGAACAAACCAGCUCAUUCACAGAGCUGCCUGCCAGGUCAAGAUUUUCUGUGAUAAGGGUGCAGAGAGGAAGAUGCGUGAUGAGGAGAGGAAGAGAUCUAAGAGGAGGGGAAAGAAUGACGCAAACACCAACAAGUCUUUAGUGAGCAGCUCCAUGGGCAGUGAAUGCACCUUCUUCCAAACCCUGGACGACCACGUCACCCAGCCGGUCCUCUUCAUCCCAGAAACACACCUCUCCAGCUUACAGCGCAUGGCCACUCCCAAGGACGAAGCUGACAGGAGUUCGAUGAAGAGAUUGUAUCAAAAGAGAGACCAGUCAAGCUCUCCACCCAGCAAGCAAGCACGCAGAGAAGACCCACAAAGAGUUCUGCUCUACGUGAGGUCGGGCGCUGAGGAGGUAUUUGAUGCGCUCAUGCUCAACACGCCAACGGUGUCGGGUCUACGAGAAGCCGUUUCAGAAAAGUACGGUAUGCAAAAAGACGCCAUUGGGAAAAUCUACAAGAAAUGCAAGAGAGGGAUUUACGUCAACAUGGACGACAACAUCAUCGAACACUACACCAACCAGUCGGCCUUCCUCAUCGAGAUGUCAGAGGUCGCCGGCGGCCAGUUCCAGGUCACCCUCGUAGAAGUAUGAAGUCCAUGCAGCGUCCAAUCAGCGGCACUGCUCCACUGAAGGACGCGUGACAUGAAAUCACAGCUGCCAGUUAAAACCAUCUCUUAUAGCACUGCCCAAUCAGAGACAAUGUGAGCUGUGACCGCCAAAAAACCAGUACGAGAACUGGACUUGAAGAGACCUCUCCAGUUUCAAGCUCAACCUUUAAGCCUUCAUCUGAAGUGUAAAUAAACUCGCCCCAGUUCUCAUGACGUAUUUGAGUUUUAAUGCUCUAACGUUAGAGCAAUUAUAAAGAACAGCCUGUACAUAUAUAAUGUAAAUAGAUUAAAUAAGACAGUGUUUAAUGAAUUAGCCAUGUGCAUGUCGCGAUCCAUUUUCCAUGAAUUAUGUAUUUCAAUUUUUUUUUAUAACUCUACGGAGAUUUUUCAGCAUUUUUUUAAGAGGUUGCUAUUCCUGCUGCUUUCAGUGUACUCAUCAUUUCUUCUACAAAAUAAUCCACCCACAACUAACUCACAAUGUUGUUGUUUUUUUUGUUUUUUUUAAAACUGCCAGCAAGUGUGUUCCUGUAAUGGUUCCUGUUAGUUUCACGACUAUCGCAGCCCGAAACACUUUGGGUUAGAUUCAGAACCGAACGUCAGACAUUUCCAUCCAACAAACCACACAAGAGUUAGUAUUGGCAAUCAUUUAGCCCCAAAGCUGUGGACAUUUCCUGACUGUAUAGUGUAACCACAGAGCUAACCCCCCAACCCCAAAACCACCCUUGCUCCCCCACCAAACCCUUUCAUAGUAUGCAUGUGUGUGUGUGUGUGUGUGUGUGUGUGUGUGUGUGUGUGUGUGUGUGUGUGUGUGUGAAAAAGGUUGCAGGAAAUCCCUUCCCCUUUUACGCAUCAUUUCAAAACGAACAUGUAUCCCUGCUGUAUUUCAUUAUUAUACCACGGCAAUUCUGGUUGUAUUAGCAUAUCUUGCCUCUUUUAUACGAAAAUA
Messenger RNA from Labrus bergylta (ballan wrasse), 2664 nucleotides. It is a transcript of the gene grhl3, whose product is annotated as grainyhead-like transcription factor 3. Gene Ontology annotation, biological process: regulation of transcription by RNA polymerase II. Gene Ontology annotation, molecular function: DNA-binding transcription activator activity, RNA polymerase II-specific; RNA polymerase II cis-regulatory region sequence-specific DNA binding. NCBI's taxonomy places the organism in Eukaryota, Metazoa, Chordata, Actinopteri, Labriformes, Labridae. Gene Ontology annotation, cellular component: nucleus. The record is from RefSeq and is a predicted model, not a curated record.